AUGAUUGACAAUGGUUCUUUAGAAAAUGCACCAAUCCCUAAUUCUAAGUUAUGUGGUAGCAACCAAAGUCCUGGUGUCCUACAAUGUAUAUGCAGGUUCAUAUUGUCUCAGCAAUCUAAAAUCUAUGGAGGAUUAGUUGAAUAUAUAGAUGGAGCUAGUGUCGGGACACCUAGAAUUAAUAAGAAUGAAGGGGAUAAAGCAUUUACCAAGGAUAAUUGUUGUGAUGAUGUUCGGCAAAGUUCUCAGUGCGAUAAAUUGACGCUAACCAUCGAAACACUUUUUGUCGGAGAAAACUGUUUAGAACAUUGUGGAGAUAAUCAGCUUCCUGUCUAUGUUAUGGAGCAAUGGACAGCCCAAGUUCUCCCUCAUAAUUUUAAAAAUAGGGGAAUCUCUAUUUCCGGUUGUCAGAUUGAGCUCUUGGACUACAUACAAACAUCCCCUUUAAUGGCUGCAAUCAAAGAACCAGGUCGUCCUCGCAGAUAUAAGCUUACUCACAGAUCCUAUGUAUGUGAUCGCAUUUCUCAAGUGGGUGAUUCUUUUCUUAUGGAUGCAUCAGAUAUACUGAGUAUGGGCUGUUUAAGUGACAGGAAUAAAAACAGUCAAGAUGAUGAUCAUGAUGGUAGUUCAGUCUCCAAAAUAGUUCGUCAGAUGGAUGGUUGUGAAAGUCCUAUUAAACGAGUUUUUACACCUGUUUGUAUUAGUGAAAAGGAGAUUUUGCACAUCACUGUUGUAACUCUAAAACAUCUUCCCCAACAGUUUCUUGGUUGUCCACUUUGCCUAAAUUCAACUUACUCAACGAAUAAAGAUAGCUUCACUAUGCUUAGUCGUGCUAGAUGUCAUUCACCUGAAACUCUUGUUGACUUGGAUGUUCGUAAAAGGAACACUGCACUCGUUUCUCGUACAACCUACGGAAAGCCUAAUGUACAUCCGCCAAACUUUCUUAACUUACCUAAAUGCUCUUCAAACGAAGAAGUUGUCAGAAGUCCUAUUGUUGUCAUGGCAGAUACAGAAGAAAAGUUUAUACAAUCUACGUUUGAUAACCCCUUUUACAACAUCCUACCACCCUGCUCUUCUUUGGAUUGUACCGAAUCAGGUCACUCGACUUUAACAAAAAAGUCAUCUCGUUUGACUGACUCCAAUAGAAUAUCCCAAAUUCCUCUAGAGUCACCCCCCCGUAAACAGCAACGUAUCAGUUGUUACGCUCAUGAACUUAGUUCCGAAACAAAAGAUUCAGACGACUCCAAUGAAAUGCCCUCUUCCGUCACCCUACCAUAAACAAAACUCCAG
Molecule: messenger RNA, 1287 nt
Organism: Schistosoma mattheei
Lineage: Eukaryota; Metazoa; Platyhelminthes; Trematoda; Strigeidida; Schistosomatidae
Source: the annotation of a GenBank genome assembly